CACAGUGUCUGUGCCAUUUCGCUUGUAGUCAUUGUCCAGCUCCUCCUCAGUGUACUGCAACCUUUUCGGCUUCAGGUCCGCCCUUUUGGAUUCUUUUUUGUUUUUCACCGGCGCUUUCGGCGUCACGACGGGCUUUUUUUCCAUCGGUGGCGUCGCGAAGAACGAGGAGUUACGUAUUUCACUGUCGCACAGACUUUUAGGGAAGAAAUUGAACUAAAAACAGACAUGGCGAUUUUGCCAAUGUAAAAAUAAAUAAAUAUAUGUAACGUGAAUAGGUCGACAUUAUUUUUUUCCUAUGACAUUACCUGAGGCAACCUAUCUGCCGGCACAUUAUACUCCACCUGCCCGAAUUCCGAUUUCUUGAACAGCAUCUGGGGCGUUUGAUGCUUUGAUCCCAAUCGUUCGAACAGACAAUUUUUACGCUGCAUAUCCUGCCUCUGUGUUGGUCCCGUAAAAAUUAAACGUUUGAUCGAAUACAACUGAAGGAAACGACAACUGUUUUGGAAAAACAACGCUACAGAAAAAUAAUAGUUUAUUAACCGGAUAACAGCGCAAUUUUGUUAUGAAAAAAAAAUCGGCGCGAAAGAGAAAAUUUCUGAGUGAACGAUAAACCCGCCGCGUUUGUAACGGGGUUCUCACAACGUCUCGCACGGUGUGUCGUAGGAACCAAUGAAAAUUUGGAUCUAAUAACAAUCGCUAAGCGCACAAAGUAUGUCGUUUAAAAAUUCAUUGAAUAACCGUACUAUUUUCACUAAUAUUUCACACGUAAUUUUUUUGACCUAUUGAUGCAUUAUUUGUCCAGUCCUCGCGCGUGAUAAAACGCUCGAUAUGAAAAGUAUCAUUUGCUCUUCAAAAUUUAGCAAAUGGCGCCAAAGCUGUGAUUGGUCGGUUGAUAUUACGUUGCGCGCGGUUCAAUCCGAUUCGUUAGUACUAUUUAAAAAAACAACUGUUAUAACCGAUAGGAAUUUAUAAAAAAGUACUUUAUAAAAAAUCAAUUGCAUUAAACAUUGAUUCAUUAGUAACAGUUACGUAAAAUACUGUUGCAAUUUUCUUCAAAUUUAAAAGUCAGUAUAAAUUAAAUUUUAGAUGAAAUAAUAUUCUGCUGUCAGAGUACUACAAUCGUUUACUAAAAAUGACUGCUUGCAUCAUUUCUAUUAACAUUGGCGUAUGAGUGCAUCUACAUGACUAACACCGAGUUCUCUAUGGUAACAUACACGUGUGUGUGAGAACACACUAUACUAUAUUAUCGUUCUACGUAUUAUGUAUCCAAGUCCCAUCAUUUUCAUGUUCAACAUUAUUUUUAGAAAUGAUACAAUAAUAUAAAACAGACGAAAUUUAAAAGAAAGAAAAAAUAUUUAAAAAACAUAAACAUAUUAAUAUCCAUAAUAACUUCGAUUUAGCGAAAUUAUUAAAGCAAGAAAGAAUUUUGCACAAAUAUCCACGGAGUAAUAGUAAUUAAAAAAAAAUCGAUGUAUCUAUAUUCGCGAUACUUUUACGGCUUACGGGAAAGAUAAAGCACGUCAACCGUCACUCUAUGUAUGUUUACACAGAUUUUUCAUAUCACGAUGUUUGUAAUUCUUUAUAUCGCGUGAUUCGAGGCUGGGAAUUUCGUUUAGAAGUUUUUACGGUUUCCCAAUGAUUUUCUAUUCGCGCUGCGCUCGGAAAAUUGCCAUGACCCGAUCAAAUUGUGUUUCGCUUCCGAAAAUUGCCGAAGUGACGCUCGGCUCCCUCGGGUGGCCACAUAGAAAAUGGAGUUUGAGCGAGGCAAGCGAAGCAGCUAUUCGCCAUCGUUGAUGGGCGCACAACGAGGGUCCUGAGCUGGCUGCGUCGUGUAUCCUGCGAUUAACCCGUAUUUUUGUGCUUAAUGCGAGCGAAAAUUACGUCGAGGUGAAACCGGAACCGUCUGCGAAACGAUUGAAGAAUUUACAAGAUGUCAUCUGCACAAAUUGAUCGUCCCACUAAAGUGGGUCAGAUCAAUAAAAAGGAGAAUGAGAAAUCAAGAAAAACUUUCAACUCCUCUCACAAGAAGCAUAAGCACGAAGAUGGUCGCCAUUUUAAGUUCGGUAGGAAGCGUCUGCAGAGCUUCACCAGCAAUGGUAAAUUCUUUCCACCAUAUAAGCGUAGAAAGAAGGAGGGUGUCAUUAUACCACCAACCAAAUUUCUGCUCGGUGGCAACAUUUGCGAUCCGUUGAACUUGAACAGCAUGCAAGACGAGGAAAUAAACCGAGCCAUGAAUGCUGUUACACCCAAAUCUAGCCCGCUUCCUACACCUAAACACAAGAAAGAGGCUAUUGAAGUCAUUAUACCUCCGAACAUUUGUGAUCCCCUGAAUCUGUGCAACUGUAGUGAUGACGAUGAGUAUGAGAAGCAACUGAUCUCUCCAACCAAAAAAGGUUCAAAACGCAGAAAUAGAAAGAAAAAAAGGGCGUCUUCUGGUUCUGGGAAGGAUGAUGCAAAUGAUCCAUCUGAAUCCAAGCCUAAAGAAUGCAAUACUACUGAAAUCGCAGAGCCUAUAGAGAUGGCUGCACCAGAAAAUGUUGAAACAGCUCAACAAUGUGCACCAUUGAACUCGCCACCACCGAACCAGCCUAAAGAACCCAAACCAGAGAGCCCACAGAAAGAUAAAAACAAAUUACGUUUGAAAGGUUUGGAAGAACCAAAGGAUAAGAGAUUAAGAAAGGUUGAUGUAAAGGACAAAAUUGUUAGUCCUGUUAUUCCUCAACCCGGAGCAUGGAAACCUCGUCCGCAACACCGGCCGAGUCAGGAUAAGAAAAAGAAACAAACUAUGCCAAAUUUCCGAGAGAAAGAUGCCCGUUAUCAGUAUGGUAAUUACAAUAGGUACUAUGGCUAUCGUAACUUUCAACAUGAAGUAGACACAAGACUGACAGUAUUUGCCCAGCGUAGAGAGUUAUUCGUUCGGAAAGAUGUGUUGGACAUUGGUUGCAAUAUUGGCCAUAUUACUCUGUCCGUUGCAAGAGAUCUGGCAGCUCACAGUGUAACCGGUAUUGACAUUGAUCGAAAACUCAUCAAUAUUGCUAGAAAAAAUAUCAAACACUAUGUCAAUUGUGUACAGUCUCCUGCUGGUAAUGAAGACAGUGAUCACCAUGAUGUAAACUUCUUCCCAAUGUCUAUGCCGAUCAAUUACGGACCGGUUGAUAUUCCAGGCUUUACAAAGAACAAGAAUCACAAAGGUUUCCCUUAUAAUGUUACUUUUGUGCAGGGUAACUACGUGCUCGAGGACGACGCUCUUCUCUGCACGGAGCAACCGCAGUUCGACACGAUCCUCUGCUUAUCCAUCACCAAGUGGAUACACCUGAACUUCGGCGACGCGGGCCUCAAGCAAGCCUUCAAACGUAUGUAUGCUCAACUUCGUCCAGGUGGGGUCCUUAUUUUAGAGCCACAAUGGUGGAGCAGCUACUCCAAGAAGAAGAAUCUAACAGAACGGAUAUACAAAAAUUACCAGAGUAUCGAGUUUCGACCUCACAGCUUCACGCAGUAUCUGUUGUCUCCCGAGGUUGGUUUCUCCAAGUGUGAAGUGCUCUCUAUUCCCCCACACCCAUCGAAGGGCUUUCAACGACCUAUCCAUCUGUUCACCAAGCCUGGAUUGUCCCAAGAAAGUGCAGAGGCUUCGACAUCGAAGCGGGAAGAGCGGUCGGUGGAGAGGCGAGAGCAAAUUGAGCGCAGAGAGUACGAGCAGAAGCUGUUCCAAAAGGACAACAACAAAGGCGGCAACAUGUCAGAGAUCAGCCAGCAGAGCAAUGAGUCUAUGAGCCAGUAUGAUCAGCUGGAAAAUGUUUAUGUUCCCAGUGCGACGCCAUGUUAUGACACUCCUGGUUAUACCAACGAUAGUCAACCGCCAGACGCCUCGAAAAUGUGUUACUUGGACGUCAGCAUAGAGAAUGAUAAGAUGGAGUCGGAAGAAGCGUCUGAUAAAGCUGUGGAACCUUGUAUCGAGAACGCAAAGAAGCAGAAUCCGAUAGACGGGAAAAGUUCUGAGAAAGUAGAGGAGACGCCUAAGUCCAGGCCGGAUGAAGAUAAUACCAGGGCAGUAGAGAUAAAGGAAGAGACUUUGAUGCGUGAGAAGAAGAGCAGCAGCAGAUUGGAGGUGCAGCAAAUGAAACCGGCAGCUAAACAGAUGGAUUGUACAGAAUAUAAAGAAGAUUCAAGGCCUGAAGAUCAGAGGGAAGGGAACAACGGAUCAAGGAGUCCUUGCAAAGAGGAUCGGUCGGUGACGCAACGCUACGAACUGACCUCGGACAAUACGUAAAUUAGUACUCAGAACGCUUUUUGCGUGGAAAACGAGCGGUGCUAUCAACUUUUGGCUGUUUGGUGAUCCAUUUAGUUGGCCGACCUUUUCGUUUUCAUUCUCUUUCAUCUGUCUUUCCAUUCGCUGACCUCUUCGCGAACAAUUUUUGUAAAAAGUCGCGAGGCAAUCUCGAUAAUGGACGCGGAACUCCACGAAAAUCUCGUUCUAUUGAUUCCAACGACAACGAUGACGAAUUCGAAACUCGAUCCGCUUGCGCAUGUUUAGAACGAAAAGAGUAUUAUUCUCUAGCGUUUCUCUAACUGAGAAACGUGACACCCUUUUUUUUGUCUUGUUUACGUUUUGUUUCUUCUUUUUUUAAUUUUUUAUUGAAAAUUGAAUUAUACCGAAUAAAAACUUGUAGGUGCCCCCCUCGCAAUACCUGGUGAGAGUUUCAGUGUGUUUGUAUCGGUGUGUUUGAAAUCGAUCUCGGAUGUUAGUGAAGCUAUUGUUGGAGUAAAAUCAAUUGGCCUAUGUGGCGGAUUUCUGUGUACGGGUAGGAGUCAUGCAUUUGGGUAGAGGCAACGACCUUGACCAGGCACUUUAUUGUCGCGGGCAUAGAAUUGAAUAGGAAAAUCAAGUGUUCCUCGUCUAUAGCUUCUAAAUUAUAGUUUCUUACUAGUUCAUCUUUCUUAAUAAUAUCAUCAAUUAUGGGACAUACUGUAGAAUCAUUGAUACAAUCGAUGGCCUUGUUUACACAGUAUAGGUAACAGAUAACUAGACAGUGCAUAUCUUUUUACAUCAAUCACAAGAGACAGGCAGAAAGAAUUUUUUUUCUCUUAGUAAUUUUAAUAAACUGGACAUAAGUGGAAUAGUAUUUAUAAUGUUCUGUAUUUUACUAAUCCACGUUUGUACGAAGUGCAUGAAAUCCGCAACAAUAAUUACCAAUUAAGUUUGCUACAACUGUAGACGACACUGAGAUGUUCCAUUAGAGAGAUAACAGCGUGGAAGGAGGGGGGAUAAGAAGAAAGACAUAAACCAGCACUGUACACGAUAGAAAUUGUAUCGCUUUUACGUAGCACGAAUGUGAUAGCGAGGACAGGGCGUGCUUUAUCCUAGCUGUGUCUAACGCGAGACAAGGGCAAGGUGAUGCGCGAAACAAAUUCUAAGUACCGUGCCUAAUUAUGAGCGUUUUCUUAUUGUUCGCUGUACUGUCAGGAAGCACGUGUUUGAUCGACAGAAGACUGACCGUUUAUUUUUCCUUUUUUUGGCUUUACCGUGUCUUUCGACUGUAAAAAGAAAUCGGAAUGAUAGAAAUUGCGAAGUGCUAGUUAUCCUGCCGGUGCCAUAUCUGUACUACCUGUAAAAACGAAGGAAACGAAGCAGGACAACCAGCACCGGCAGUUCAAGAUUAGAAAAUCGUGAGGAAAACGACGGAAAAUAUUCGAAUUAUGGAAACCAAUCUAAAAUAGACUAACUUUUCUAAAUUGGAUCAAACAACUUGAUCUCCUAACAAUCGAAUGAAGUAGCUUGCUUCAAUGUUACAAAGAGUUACGAAGUAUAUUCACUUUCGAAAAGAAAUUGUACUAAUUCUAAUCGAUUGACAAGGACUUUGUCCGGCCGUUCACCGUAGAUUAUUUGAUAAGGAUCGUUGCGGGGAACGUCCCAGGAUUGCUCGAUCACCAGUCGCCUGCGGAAUGCUUCGAAGAGAGUACAGCACACACUCGAUCACACUGUUUCUUUCUAUGAAUAUGAUUUUGUUCUCCGUUGUUUGUUUGAUCGCGUGUGGAACGGAAGUAAGUCGCGAGGACACGCGAGCGGUGUUAUAUAGAGAGGCGAACUAUUGGUCAAAGACUCUAGACUGUAGACCUGUAAAUUUGUGUAAUUUUAGAGGACCCGAGCGUAUUGUUUCAUAUAGUUGUUAUUUAUUUAUAGAGAGAGAGCGAGAGAGUGGGAGAGCGUGGUUACGAAGAAUGAGAAGACAUAGACGAGAUAGUCGAGAAAGUAUUAUUUCUAUCGCGUUGCUCGGCGCGAUCGAUACCGAGGCGAGAUGAAUACCGAAAAUUUUUGCUACAAAACGGACGUUCUUUUGUUUCUAUCAGCAUUUUCGCGCGGAAAUAAUGGAGCAGAGGUGGUGAGAGAUCCAUUAUCUAGUCUGUGUGCAUCACGGAGGUGGAACGACAGCGGUGUGGCCGCCAUCCUUGCCCUGAAAGACGCGAACCUUCCUCUCGAUUUAAAAAUUUCGCCGGUCUUUCUGUUAACGUUUUACGGAUAUCUUUUUUUCUUGUUGAAUCCACCGUAUCGCUUCCUUUAUACACCUUGUUUGUUGCAGCUCAACGGUGACGAAACCGACUGAUUAUCGUGGAAUUCAGAGAAUAGAAACACUCGAACAAUGGAGGGAAACGAGAUAACGGGAUCGUGUGGCGGUUACGCGGUCUUUCUUUCCUCAGAGACUGAACAAACGUAACACGACUUUUCAUUUUUGCUCCUCUUCCCCGUCUGGCGCGUGUUUAUUUCCAUUCCUCGAGCGUCGAUCGUCCGCGAAAGAGGUUCGCGGACGGUCGUGGACAAAAAAAAUCAGCACAAAUUCGACUCCGGGCGCGAUCACUUUUCCAUGUUGUGUGUGUUGAGAGUGUGGAACUGAGAGAUGAACCACUUAGAUGCUUAUCAGGAGCACUCAUAGUGUAAAAGAACAAAUUAUUAAUAAAGAAUCGCUUUGAGUCACUA
Molecule: messenger RNA, 6970 nt
Organism: Megalopta genalis
Lineage: Eukaryota; Metazoa; Arthropoda; Insecta; Hymenoptera; Halictidae
Product: 7SK snRNA methylphosphate capping enzyme
Biological process (GO): snRNA modification
Molecular function (GO): RNA methyltransferase activity; snRNA binding; O-methyltransferase activity
Source: RefSeq, a predicted model, not a curated record